Messenger RNA from Ascochyta rabiei, 1491 nucleotides. RefSeq lists its product as uncharacterized. The record is from RefSeq and is a predicted model, not a curated record. Bases 1 to 1491 code for a protein of 496 amino acids. NCBI's taxonomy places the organism in Eukaryota, Fungi, Ascomycota, Dothideomycetes, Pleosporales, Didymellaceae. The transcript has 3 exons.
AUGCACACCUUUCAUCCCGUAUCGCCAUCGCUACAGACCACACAUAUUCGUUACAUCGCCAUUUUUACUGCCGACAUGUCGAUAAGCAAUCGUUUACCGUACGGCGUUGCCCGAGAGCAGGCCCUCAUAGCUCAACAGAACAGAAACAACGCGCCCAGCAACUGGCCUGAGUCCUCUCGCUCCCCACCCACUUUCAAGGAAGGUGAUCCGAUACGGAAAACUGAUACACAUCGCCCACAAGCAGGAGUCAACGCAGCAGUAAAACCCAAAGGAGUAAAUGACCCGUUCGACGACUCACACAGCGUACACAUCAAGGACACCAACUCGUUCACGUACUGGAAAUGCCCGAGGUGUCAGUCGCAGCGGGUGAGGUCCCCAGAGCGGCUGAUGAACCUGGCACGGACCGGUCGGUAUUUCUUCGAAUGCAGUGCCCCAAACUGCGGCACGGCGCUGGUAGUCAUAAGGAGGAAAGACAGUGCCCUCGAUACUGUGGAAGAACUCCGAGAACCACUUGUUGAGGGCGAGCUUACGAUCCAUGGAAAGAACGAGGUUGUUCCUACGACCAAAUUGCUCAAGAAGAUGAAGAAGAAGAGGCGCAUUACAAAGAAGCUUGAGAGAGUGAAGAAAGGCUGGGCGAAGAGCAAGCGCUUUGUUCGAGAGAAAGGCAAGGCUUUCGUAGGCACUCUCGGUUGGUUGAAUAGACCCACGGCCGACUCGGAUACCAGCGAGUCUGUUAAAGUGGUGACGGCACCGCUCAAGUCGGUCUCACAAGACCGACCAGAUGUACCACCACCGUUGACACUCUCCACUCUCCAGCUCUCGAAACGAGUCAAGUCCGACACACGGCUUGCAAGUUCGACACCAGCAAGCCAACCUUUGCGAAGUGUGAGUGACGGGAGUGGUGGUAGCAGGAGGGAUCACCACCCUCAAGAGCCACCAGACUCGCAACGGUUCUCUCGGUCUUCGGACAUUGAUUCAGACCAGGCGUCGUUCGCUUCGAGAAGAACCGAAGAGAUGAUGGAGGCCUCCGGACCCGCGCAUUCGCUGAACGCCAUUGUAGCAGGGCCGCCGAACGAGCUCAUGCAACAGGCCAAAGAAAAAGGCAAGCGGCCAGUGAAGGCUACCGAGUUGUUCCUGCAGUGCCGCUUCUGUUCGGCGACAUUUUCCGGCGAUGAUGCACUGCUACUACACGUCACGUCAAGCCACAGUGAGAUGGGAGGCAAGCUGCCCGUUCAACCGUCGAGCACGGACUUGAGUCGAGGGGUUGGACGAAAGCCGUCUCAACAGGACAAGCGCAGUCUUUGCGAGGGAGAAGAGGAAGAAGAAGGACACGGAGAAGAGGACAGUGUUUACGAUGAUGACGAGGAGCUGUACCCGCAGUGCCAAUACUGCCCACACACGUUCAACUCUGACACAGGACGUCUGAAGCACCAAGCAGAAGCGCACCCUGACGAAGUGGAGAGAGAGGUUUGGGCAGUGCGGACAUUGUGA